Messenger RNA from Clunio marinus, 1697 nucleotides. The record is from the annotation of a GenBank genome assembly. Lineage: Eukaryota; Metazoa; Arthropoda; Insecta; Diptera; Chironomidae.
AUGUUUUAUGUCGCUCAUUUUAAGCAGACAAGCAUUGAAAUUGAACAACUCAAUGCACGUGUCAUGGAAGCUGAAACUAGGUUGAAGACCGAAAUUCAACGCAUCAAGAAGAAGUUCCAGAUUCAAAUCACUGAAAUGGAAAUGUCUUUGGAUGUUGCCAACAAGACCAACAUUGACUUACAGAAGACCAUUAAGAAGCAGUCACUCCAAUUGACAGAAAUCACUGCUCAUUAUGAAGAACUUCAACGUCAAUUGCAAACAACAAUGGACCAAUACAACAUCGCUCAACGUCGCGUUCAAGCUUUGUCAGGUGAAUUGGAAGAAAUGCGUGGCAAUUACGAACAAGCCCUUCGUUCAAAACGUAACGCUGAAUUGCAAUUCGAAGAAUCUCAAUCACGUAACAGUGAAUUGAACACCAUCAACAUCAGCUUGCAAAAUACUCGCGCUAAACUUGAAGGUGAACUUUCAGCUUUGGCCUCUGACUACGAAGAAGUCACCAGAGAAUUACGCAUGAGUGAUGAGCGCUACCAGAAAGUACAGGUGGAGCUUAAGAGCACUGUUGAAAUUCUUCAUGAAGAACAAGAACGCAUUGUUAAGAUUGAAGCCAUCAAGAAGUCUUUGGAAGUCGAAAUCAAGAAUCUUUCUGUCCGCCUUGAAGAAGUUGAAGCUAACGCCGUUGUUGGUGCUAAGCGUGCCAUUUCCAAAUUGGAAGCUCGCGUUCGUGACAUGGAACUUGAAUUGGAUUCAGAGAAGAGAAAUCAUGCUGAAACCAUCAAGAUCUUGAGAAAGAAGGAACGCACAGUUAAAGAAAUUGUCAUCCAAUGCGAAGAAGAUCAAAAGAAUGUUUUGUUGUUCCAAGAACAAUUGGACAAAGCAAAUGCCAGACUUGCACAAUAUAAGCGUCAAUUAAGCGAAUAUGAGGGCUUCACAGCUCAAAACAGCACACGUGUUAAGCGCGUCCAACGUGAAUUGGAAGCCGCCGAAGAACGUGCUGAGGUUGCCGAAAGCAACUUGAACAUGGUUCGCGCUAAGCACCGCACAUUUGUCACAACAUCAACAGUUCCCGGAGGUCAAGGCUACUUAGUCUCAGAAACUGUCAUUCGCCGAUCAUCUGUUGAAAGAAAUUAAAUAUUUUUUAUUGCAUGCAUGUCAAAGUACUUCUUUCAAUCGUCAGCCAACAUCACAUCCAUCAAACAAAGAGAGAAAAACAAAUAAAGAAGCAAGAGAAAGAGAAAUGACGCUGGAGGACAAAAGUUCAUAUAUUUUUGAUCAAUGGAAUUAUUUAAACACACAUCGAAGCAAAUAGAAAAUUAUUUUGUAAUAAAUAAAAGAUUUUGCAAGCUUUGGAAAAAAAAAGAAAACAACAUUAAAAGCUAUCCGACUAAAUUAAAUUGAAUUUUUUAAUAUUUAAUUUGUAUUCUUUUUUAUUGAAAACAAACAAACAUUAAAAAACAAGAAGAAAAUUUUUUCAAUCAUCUUUAAAAGAAGAAUAAAUAGAUUUAAGGGAAAGUCCGAUGAGAAUUUAGAGAUUAACUACGUGUGCCUUUAAAGCUUGUUAUCGUCCCAACAUCUCCUUUAUUUUGUUGAUUUUUUUUUUUGCUGUUUCGAGUUGAUUUCGUUUUUAUCAAACGAAAGAAAAACAUUAUUGUAAAUUAAAAACUAAAAAACAUUUAUAAAAGUUUCUUCAAAAAUCCCAA